Molecule: messenger RNA, 1289 nt
Organism: Rubroshorea leprosula
Lineage: Eukaryota; Viridiplantae; Streptophyta; Magnoliopsida; Malvales; Dipterocarpaceae
Source: the annotation of a GenBank genome assembly
ACUUUAUUACUAAACUUGUUUAUAUUUUUAUCUAUUUCUUGAAGAUUAUUUAAAUAUAUACAUAAAUUAUAAAUUAUGAAUUGUUAACAGUAAUACUUUUAGGGAUAACUUCCAAAACAUCAAUCAAACUCAACCCAAAGUUUAAACCCACCUUUUUCUUUUAUCUUUUCCCAUUCCACUACCUUUCCUUUUCGUAUUUGUUAGGGUUAGGAUGGUUCCUUAACAUCAUUUAUUAAUUUUUUAGUCCCAACUUAAGUUCAGAGGAUGCCUUCUCUUGGCCUCCAAGCUGAGAAAGCUAUGUUGCUUCGAGUAUUAUUAUUUAUUAUUUGAUGUGAUAUUUCUUACUUUGCCAUAUCUUCUCCAAGAAUUGGGACAGAAAGCGGGAAUCUUCCCAUCUUGAAUGCUACGUGAGUGGAGAAAAUCCUUCCUCUUCACUCAAAAAUCAUACCUCCUCCUCCUCCUCCUCCUCUUUAUGCAAGGGAAGAACUCAUUCUCUUGCCUUUCUUCUUUUUCCAUUUUUUUCCCCCUUUUCUCUUUAUUUACUUAUUUUUCCAGUUGUUAAUGGGACAGUCCAAUAGCUUUAUCCAUGCUUGUUCAGCAAAUUCUGGAAAUGAUUCAUCUUGAUCGAAUGGGUGGUCCCGGGAUGUCUCUAUAUAUAAUUCAUUGUUGUUUGGAUUUAAUGUUCAAUAUCAAUGAAUUCACCACCAAUCACCCCCGGUCCGCCUGCGCUGUUUCAAUUCAUGCUUAUCUAGUAAAAAAUGAAGAAUGCUCAUUAGCAGUUAGAUAUGGUCCCAUUUGCGAUAUUCAAAAGCAAAAUCUUAAAUCUCAACUAAGAUAUCUCAUACCACUAACUACUAAGUACUAUAUACCUUAAAUGGGAAUGACAAAUCUGGGAUCAAAUAUCGUAGAUAUUGCUAGAUCAUCUUUUUAUUUUAUUCGCUUAUUCAAAAUCAAAAAGGGGAUUGGAAUUUGGAAGGUCUCCCUUUGUCCCUUAAUCUCUAAUAAGGCCUCUGUUUCCAUUCUAAAGUCUUGGGAUGAUUAGAACGGGUUUUAAGCAAUUGGGGGAUGAAUUGUGUAUGGAAUCUAAGCUACUAUAUCUGAUGAACUGUUAGCUACCAGACAUUAUAUGCAAUAUGUUGCUUCCUACUUGCCAAUCCAGGAAAAAUUAUUUCUGUGAAUGCAACGAGCACAAGACUUUCCUAAAUGCAAGGUACCUGGAUGCUGAGAUUGAUGCAUAAGUCAGUAGCAAGUAACAGUGAAUUUAUGUUGAAUAAAGCUCAAUACUAUUG